UAGACAUAUAUGUUUCGUUGUAUGCCUAAAAUUGAUGUCCGAACAACUGCCACUUCUUUGAUGUCCUCUUCUAGCACAGAAUCUCUCUCUCUCUCCCCGCACUAUGCCAAACAACUGGUCUUGCUCCAACUACCUCAGUUCUUCACUUCACUUUACAUCGCUGUCUUCGUCGUCCUCUGUGCUCUCUCUCUGACAGACAAAAUCAUCUGAGCACUCGACAUUUUCCACACAUCUCUUCAUCAAAAAAACCAGAAGGCGUGCUCUUCACAACUGAAUUGAAGUUGAGAAGCAAAGAGAGAGAGAGAGAGAGAGAGAGAGGGCAAAUGUCUAUUGAGGCCAAUGGAGACGAUGAAUCCCAGACUCACCCUCUACUUUCCUCCGAGAAACCAUCCCUUGCAAGGUCCGCGUCCCAAGUAGCCAUUGUUGGAGCCAACUUGUGCCCCAUUGAGAGUCUUGAUUAUGAGAUCUCAGAGAAUGAUUUCUUUAAGCAAGAUUGGAGGACCAGAGGGACGGUCCAGAUAUUUCAGUAUGUGCUCUUGAAGUGGCUGUUGUGUUUCUUGAUUGGUGGGAUUGUUAGCCUUGUUGGGUUUUGCAACAAUCUCGCAGUUGAAAAUAUUGCGGGCGUUAAGUUCGUGGUAACUUCGAAUAUGAUGUUGGCUCGGAGGUUUGUGAUGGCUUUUGUUGUUUUUUGGGCAUCCAACCUUAUGCUUACCUUGUUUUCUGUGCUCAUCACGGCUUCUGUAUCGCCAGCAGCUGCCGGAUCGGGUAUACCAGAAGUAAAGGCUUAUCUGAAUGGCGUGGAUGCGCCAGGAAUUUUUUCACUGAAGACAUUGUUUGUUAAGCUCUUUCUGAAGAGUAGAUGCCUCUAUGAACCUUCUUCAAAUUGUUGGAAUGUGAUGAUAAUUGGAAGCAUCUCCGCUGUGUCCUCAUCUCUUAUUGUGGGAAAGGCUGGACCUAUGGUGCAUACCGGUGCAUGUGUUGCUUCGCUGCUUGGUCAGGGCAGGUCAAAGAAAUAUGGCUGGACUUGGUCAUGGCUGCAGUUUUUAAAAAACGACAGGGACAGAAGAGAUCUCAUCGCAUGCGGAUCAGCUGCUGGAAUCGCUGCUGCUUUUCGUGCCCCAGUUGGUGGGUUGCUGUUUGCCCUCGAAGAGAUGGCAUCUUGGUGGAGAAGUGCCCUUCUGUGGAGGGCCUUCUUUACGACAGCUAUAGUACUGAUGAUACUAGGAGCGCUGAUUGAGUUCUGCGAAAGUGGAAAAUGUGGGCCAUUUGGUAAAGGCGGGUUAAUAAUGUACAAUGUCACUUCGACAGAUAUCUCGUAUCACCUAUGGGAUGUCCCACCAGUUCUCCUCCUUGGUGUUCUAGGGGGCUUAUUCGGCAGCUUGUAUAAUUUCUUGCUGGAUAAGGUUCUUCGAGUCUACAACGUCAUCAACCGGAAAUGUAGUGGGUACAAGAUUUUACUUGCUUGCUCCAUUUCCAUCUUCACAUCCUGUCUCUUAUUCGGAUUACCGUGGCUUGCAUCUUGUCUACCAUGUCCAGCCGAUGCCGAGGAGCCCUGUCCUACGAUAGGACAAUCUGGGAGCUACAAGCAGUUCCAAUGUCCUCCUGGGCACUACAACGAUCUUGCCAGCCUCAUCUUUAACACAAAUGACGACGCAAUCAGAAAUCUUUUUAGCAAAGGCACAAAUGAUGAAUUCCAGUAUUCGUCUAUACUCAUCUUUUUUGGCAUCUGCUUUUUCCUUGGCAUAUUUAGCUAUGGCAUCGUGGCUCCCACUGGCCUCUUUGUACCAGUGAUUGUGACAGGCGCAUCUUAUGGACGUUUCAUUGGAAUGUUAGUUGGUUCUCACUCAACUCUUAAUCGCGGUCUUUUUGCUGUGCUUGGUGCUGCUUCCUUUCUCGGUGGAACAAUGCGAACGACGGUUUCAGCGUGCGUAAUCCUCCUGGAAUUGACAAAUAACCUGCUAUUGUUGCCACUAAUGAUGCUGGUUCUUCUAGUUUCGAAGACAGUCGCAGAUGCCUUUGAUAGCAACAUCUACGACCUUAUCAUGAAGGCAAAAGGGUUCCCAUUUCUCGAAGCUCAUGCCAAACCAUUCAUGAGACAACUAACUGUCGGUGAUGUGGUGAAAGGCCCGCUCCAGCUAUUUCACGGCAUCGAGAAGGUUGGAAAUGUUGUACACGUGCUCAGAACCACGAUACAUAAUGGUUUCCCAGUGAUUGAUGAGCCUCCGGUUUCAGGAUCCCCCGUCUUGUACGGUCUGAUACUGCGAGCGCAUCUCAUCGAACUACUAAAGAAGAAGGCCUUCCUGUCCUCUCCAGAGCCAACAGGCAUCGAUGUCUCUGAGCAGUUCUCAGUAGUUGAUUUUGCAAAGAAGGGAUCGGGAAAUGCCAACAAGAUACAGGACAUAGUCGUUACCGAGGAGGAGGAGAACAUGUUCUUGGAUUUGCAUCCAUUCACUAAUGCUUCGCCUUACACAGUCGUGGAAACGAUGUCACUAGCGAAAGCUCUCAUACUUUUCCGUCAAGUUGGUUUGAGACACCUGCUAGUGAUUCCGAAGAUCAAGCGGAGAUCACCUGUGGUGGGGAUAUUGACGAGACACGAUUUCAUGCCAGAAGACAUGAUAAGCUUGCACCCGGCAUGGACAAGGAGCAGAUGGAAAAGAUGGAGAUUGACAUCCCCUCGUUGGCUAAAUCCGUUUUAGCAUGACAAUCUCGCAUUUGAAGAUAGAAAAUCACUUGAUCACUAUUUGAGAAGGGGUCUGAUCGCACAGCCUAUGCAACUGAUAGCUUCAAGCAGAUAGUGUAUCGGCUUAAAUCCUCCUGCUGUACUAGACAUGUCCGGGCAUAGUAUUUCACUGCAUAUCACCAUAGUUGAAUGCCCCCCCUCUAACUUGAGAUGUUGGAAACAUUGCUGCUUGAAAGGUAGUGAAAGCUAUAAGUUCAGUUGUUA
Rhodamnia argentea is the source of this 2944-nucleotide messenger RNA. Its product is annotated as putative chloride channel-like protein CLC-g. The transcript is spliced from 8 exons. The record is from RefSeq and is a predicted model, not a curated record. Gene Ontology annotation, biological process: transmembrane transport; chloride transport. Gene Ontology annotation, molecular function: voltage-gated chloride channel activity. Gene Ontology annotation, cellular component: plant-type vacuole membrane; intracellular membrane-bounded organelle. Lineage: Eukaryota; Viridiplantae; Streptophyta; Magnoliopsida; Myrtales; Myrtaceae. The coding region runs from base 324 to 2696 and encodes 790 amino acids.